CGAGAGGGCCGCUCGCGGCGAACUUUGUGACGCCAUGUUUCCGUGCUAAGCUGGUAAUGAAAGACUUCGAGUAGCUACGCAAGCGCGGCUAAUAGUGGUUUCGUGGCUAUCAAUCACGCGUUAUUGUAGGCGCGUUUAGGAAUGGCUACUGGCGCUAACACUACACCUUUGGGGCGCCUAAAUUCGUUCCCUCCAGCUCGGCCAGCCGCUGGUGCUGGGGUGUCUUUGUUGAAGCCUAGUUACAUGGCCGGCGCGCUGCCGCCUGCCGCGACGCAGCCCAACGGUACCACCGGCGCCGUGAGCGCACCUGCGCCGCCCGUGGCUCUCCCAGUCUUCCCUGCUCUGCCUACGUCGACCAAGGCUGACAAGGACCACGACGAACGCGAUCGAGACCGCGAUCGUGACCGAGACGGCAGGAGAGACCGCGACAAGGAACGCUCGAGAGACCGCGGUAGAGACCGUGGUCGCGCUCGAAGUCGUGAUCGAAGCAGGGAUCGACACCGUGACAGAAGUCGCGGCAAGAGCCGCGACAAGAGUCGAGACAGGAGUCGCGAUAAAAGCCGCGACCGAAGAGAUCGAGACCGCGACAGGGACAAGGAUCGCGAUCGAGACAAGGACCGUGAACGGGACAAGGACCGUGAUCGCGACAGAGACAAGGAUCGAGACCGGGACAAAGAUCGGGAACCAGCACUCCCUGCAAUGACUGGAGCACCACCUGUAGUCUCAAUGCUGCCGUCCUGGGCUAGUCAGGAUGAAAACAGCAAUACGAGCAUGGGCUCCAUGGGCUCCAUAGGUUCUUUAGAGGCUAACACUGGAGAACGUCGUCGAAAGCGGAGAAGCCGCUGGUGCUGUGAUGAGAAAGAAAAGGUGUUCAUCCCUGGAAUGCCCACUGUACUCCCUACAAACUUGGAUCCAAACCAGGAGCGGGCCUAUCUGUUGCAACUCCAGAUUGAAGAGCUCAGCAGGAGGCUGCGCACUGAGGACCUUGGCAUCCCCUUCAACCCUGAGGACAGGUCACCAUCUCCAGAGCCGAUAUACAACAGUGCUGGAAAGAGGCUGAACACGCGCGAGUAUCGAGUGCGAAAAAAAUUGGAGGAUGAGCGGCAUGUGCUCAUACAGGAAAUGUUCACCAUCAAUCCAGAGUACAAGCCACCUUCAGAUUACAAGCCGCCACUGGUUCGUGUGUCUGAGAAAGUAAUGAUUCCACAGGAAGAGCAUCCAGACAUCAACUUUGUAGGCUUAUUGAUUGGCCCACGGGGCAACACGCUGAAGUCCCUUGAAAAGGAAACUGGUGCCAAGAUUAUCAUUCGAGGCAAAGGCUCAGUGAAGGAAGGCAAGGUCGGGCGCAAGGAUGGCCAGCCAUUGCCUGGGGAAGAUGAACCCCUGCAUGCCUUUGUCACAGCUUCGAGCCAAGAAAAUGUUCGGAAAGCUGUGGACAGGAUCAAAGAAAUAAUCCGGCAGGGUGUUGAAGUUCCGGAGGGUCAGAAUGAUCUCCGACGGAUGCAGCUGCGAGAGCUGGCGUUACUGAAUGGUACCCUGCGUGAGAAUGACCUUCUGGGUGGACCUCGAUGCUCCAACUGUGGGGCACCUGGACACAAGGCAUGGCAGUGUCCUGACCGGCCCAACAUCACUAACAAUGUCAUCUGUGCCUGUUGUGGUGGCACCGGUCAUAUUGCACGAGAUUGCAGGGAAAGAGGCAAAGGUGGUAGCAGUGGUUAUGGAGGCCGAGGCGGCUUUGGUGGGGGUGGGGGCGGCGAUGGAGGGCCAGGAGGCUCCCAGUCCAAGAUAGAUGAAGAGUACAUGUCCUUGAUGGCUGAGCUUGGUGAAGGUCCCCCACCACCAAGCAAGAGUGGAGGGGAUGAUACAAGUAACCGUGGUGGUAGCGGUCCCCAGCUGGGAAGCACACAGGGACCAAUGCGGGCCAUCAUGGCACCCCCCCCAUUGACUGGAGGCAAUGCCCCUCUAGGGAUGGACCGCCCGCCACCACAGCAGUGGGCUACAGGACCAAAAGGAAUGAUGCCUCCAGGAGGUCCACGGCCUCCUUCGAUGAUGGGUGGCCCACCGCCACCCCAUAUGGCUGGCACUGGAAUGCCCUGGCAGCCAUCCCAGGCAGGAAUUCCUCCCAUGACCGGAGUGCCCCCACCUCCACCUAUGAUUGGACCUCCACCAUCAGGGCUGCCUCCAUGGAUGGCAGGACCUCCACAAGGGCCUGGAGCCCCUUGGCAAACGCCGAUAACAGGGGUGCCUCCACCGCCGCCUCAACUGUUUCCUUGGGGCCCUGGAGGAGCCUUCAUGAACAUGGCCUUGCCGCCACCGCCACCACCACCUGCAGUAGUUGUUAGCACAGGAGCCAGCACAGACAGCACCGCCUCGGGCAGCAGUACUAGUGCUACGGCUACUUCAACUACUACAACUAUGGUGGAUCUAAGUACACUGGCUGCACUACCUGGGCUGCUGGCAGCCCCGCCACCGCCGCCGCCGCCCCCAAGUUAAGCAGCAUUGUUUGGGCCAUGAGUAGUUGGCCGAGGCACGCCCUCAUGUUCACCCUAGUGUCCAUUGUAGGGUUACUUUUGAGGGCUGGUGGUUUAGUUGGCUUCAGGUAUACACUGCAUUACAUUUGCACCGGUAGGACACAUCAACCUUUGGUCAUCAGGCAUUCUGACUGAUUGGUCAGCUGUUCAUCAUUGCUGUCAAUUUUUGGGUGUCUUCAUUCUAUACAUAUUUGUUUAUCCACUCAGCAUUGUAACAUGCUGUUUAAGCUGCUUGACAGCAGGCUCAAAGUGCUGCUUGCAAGGUGGCACAUUAACGGUGACCUUCAUUCUGUCAUUCAUUCUCUUAAAGGUGCUUCGUGGACAAACAGCAUUGUGUUACUUUUUUCUUGGUGCAAGUUCAUUUGAACUAAAAAAGUGUUCUCAAACAGCUGUUUUCAGUGUAGUUAUGGUUUGUUUUGGAAUGCAUUGAAUAUACCAUGUAAAGUAUUUUUAUUUUGAUAAAUCUAUAUGGGACUUUUUUUUUCUCUGGAAGUUUUUUGUUGUUGCUAUUGGGGUGAAA
This is a messenger RNA of Rhipicephalus sanguineus (brown dog tick), 3051 nucleotides long. RefSeq names its product splicing factor 1. Gene Ontology annotation, molecular function: zinc ion binding; mRNA binding. Gene Ontology annotation, cellular component: nucleus. Bases 142 to 2493 code for a protein of 783 amino acids. NCBI's taxonomy places the organism in Eukaryota, Metazoa, Arthropoda, Arachnida, Ixodida, Ixodidae. The record is from RefSeq and is a predicted model, not a curated record. Gene Ontology annotation, biological process: regulation of mRNA splicing, via spliceosome. The transcript has 10 exons.